AGCUCGUGCCACAAACGUCGCUAUGAAACUGUCGGAAAAAACACAAAGAAUGUACGAGUUGUGAAUAAAAGAUUGUUACAGCGUUGAAACAUCGAUUUGUUGUGAAAAAAGUUAAAAAGAUAACCAAUAUUAUGUUCGCUCAUUUUUUAUUGUAAUGUAUCAAUUAAGUUUAUUCUUUCUCGUAUUGUGUAUAAUUCAUCCGCAUGCAUAACUAGCGUUGAAAUAGUUUUCUUCAAUAACCUAACCUCUCUAAAAUACGUUGGAAGAGAUUUUGUACAAAAUCUGUGAACAGAAUGGCGGUGGGAUCGACGAAAGUAGUACAGGUGACAAAUAUUGCACCUCAAGCGACGAAAGAUCAAAUGCAAACUUUAUUUGGGUAUCUCGGAAAAAUAGAAGAUAUCAGAUUGUAUCCUACUAUACGAGACGUCGCUGUACCUGUUCAAUCUCGUAUUUGCUAUAUAAAAUUUCACGACCAAGGAUGCGUUGCAGUUGCUCAGCAUAUGACAAACACUGUUUUCAUUGAUCGUGCAUUAAUUGUAAUACCUUACCAGAAUGGAGACAUUCCAGAUGAACAGAGAGCUCUUGAAUUAACAAAUAACGGCACAGUUGUUCCCGGUCUUUAUCCUUCCGAGCCCAAAUUACCACCAAAUGUUGUAAAUGCAAUAGAAGGGAUUCCUCCAAAUCAUGUUAUUACCACCAUGGAUCCAAAAUUAGAGGCAAACGGAUUACCACCUUACCCACAUUUACCUGGUCAUUUAGAUAGUAGAAGAAUCGAAGAAAUAAGAAGAACACUUGUUCUGGCCAAUUUAGAUCCUUCUGUAACGACAGAUCACUUAUUAGAUUUCUUCAGUAAUAACAAUGUUGAAGUGAAGUAUUUACGCAUGUGUACCAGAGAUUCAGAUACAGAGCACUAUGCACUGGUCGAACUCUCUGAACAAGCAGCUGUAGUUUCUGCGUUAUUAUUGAAUGGAAAGCUGCUUAUGGAUAGACCAAUUAAAAUUUAUCAUUCAACUCAGGCAAUAGCAAAACCGGAAGCAAAAAGUAAUGAAGCAGCACAAAAAGAAAUAGAAGAAGCUAUGUCCAGAGUAAAGGAAGCUCACAAUUUAAUUUCAGCCGCGAUAGAUCCGAUGAUUGGAAUGCUGUCGAAGGAUAAACGAAGUCGCAGUGGUUCUCGCAGCCGAAAGUCUCGAUCUAGAUCCAGAGGGCGUAGUAGACGAUCCAGAUCGCGCAAAAGAUCACGUUCCCGUCACAGGCGUUCACGUUCGCGUCAUCGACGAAGAUCAAGAUCACGAUCAAAACGUUCUCGCUCUAAAGAUCGUAGACGAAAGUCACCGUCUCGUAGAAGAAGUAGCUCUCGUGGCCGACAUCGAUCUCGUUCUAGAUCUCGCCGUUCUCGAUCUCGUAGAUCAAGAUCCAAAUCCAAAGAUCGCAAGAAAAGAUCUCCUCGUCGGAGAAGCCGUUCUCGGUCUCGGAGUAAACGUUCGAAAUCAAAGUCGAGACGAUCUAGAUCUAAAUCCAAGUCCAGAUCUUCAAAGUCUAAGUAUUCUGAGAAAUCAAAGGACAAAGACAAAGACAGAAGAAGCAAAGAUAAAUCAGAUAAUGGCAAAAAGAAUGACGGUGACAAGGCUGAUAAGGAAAAGAGUGAAAAGAAAUCUAGCAAAGAAAAGAAAUCUGACAAAGAAUCAAAAUCUGAUGAAAAAAAUAGAAAUACAUCUGAAAAUAACGAAACAAAAGAGAAAACAGAAUCUGAAACUUGA
Frieseomelitta varia is the source of this 1757-nucleotide messenger RNA. It is a transcript of the gene Srp54, whose product is annotated as probable splicing factor, arginine/serine-rich 7. Gene Ontology annotation, molecular function: RNA binding. Lineage: Eukaryota; Metazoa; Arthropoda; Insecta; Hymenoptera; Apidae. The transcript has 2 exons. Gene Ontology annotation, cellular component: nucleoplasm. The coding region runs from base 294 to 1757 and encodes 487 amino acids. The record is from RefSeq and is a predicted model, not a curated record.